This is a messenger RNA of Lepus europaeus (European hare), 1400 nucleotides long. RefSeq names its product shisa family member 8 (gene SHISA8). The record is from RefSeq and is a predicted model, not a curated record. Gene Ontology annotation, biological process: regulation of AMPA receptor activity; regulation of short-term neuronal synaptic plasticity. The coding region runs from base 1 to 1152 and encodes 383 amino acids. NCBI's taxonomy places the organism in Eukaryota, Metazoa, Chordata, Mammalia, Lagomorpha, Leporidae. Gene Ontology annotation, cellular component: postsynaptic membrane; dendritic spine membrane; postsynaptic density. The transcript has 4 exons.
AUGGCGCGGGCCGCCACGCCGGGGCUCCGGCUCGCGCUCGGGCUGGCGCUGCUGCUGGCGCGGCCGCCGUCGGGCUGCGCGGGGGCCCCCGAGGCGCGGGAGCCCGCGGCGCCCGGCACGGCGGCCCCGGUCGGCGGCGACCGCUGCCGCGGCUACUACGACGUGAUGGGCCAGUGGGACCCGCCCUUCAACUGCAGCUCGGGCGCCUACAGCUUCUGCUGCGGCACGUGCGGCUACCGCUUCUGCUGCCACGACGGGCCGCGGCGCCUGGACCAGAGCCGCUGCUCCAACUACGACACGCCCGCCUGGGUGCAGACCGGCCGGCCGCCGGCCCGCGCGCGCGACGCCGCGGCGCCCCGCGACCCGGCCCGCGAGCGCAGCCACACGGCCGUCUACGCGGUGUGCGGCGUCGCCGCGCUGCUCGUGCUGGUCGGCAUCGCCGCGCGCCUGGGCCUGGAGCGGGCGCACAGCCCUCGCGCGCGGCGCACCGUGACCAGGACACUGACAGAACUCCUGAAGCAGCCAGGCCCCCAGGAGCCACUGCCUCCACCUCUGGGCCCACCUCUGGGUAGCUGUGUCCAGGUGCAGAUGGGGGACGGCCUGCCCCGGAGCUCCGCCCAUGACAGCACAGACAAGAACCGCCUCAACAACGCGCCCCUGGGGUCCGCCACCCCGGGGCCCCCGCGCGGCCCCCGGCUGCAGGGCGGCGGCGUGGCGCUGCAGCCCGACUACGCUAAAAUCGCCGCGCUCAAGGCCGCAGAGGCCGCCCCCCAGGACUUCUACCCGCGUUUUCCCGCUACCGAGCAGGCCCCGCGGACCCUCCCGGCGCGGGCCCCGCGGCCUCCCGAGGACCUGCCCGCCCGGCUCGACGCCUGCCCCUGGGCCCCGCCCGGCUACGCGCCUCCCGCCGGCCCCGCUCCGUCGGGCCCCUACGCGGCCUGGACCGCGGGCCGCGUCCGGCCCAGCGCGCGGGGCCACCUGGCCGUGCAGGCCUCCCCAGCGGCCCGGCGGCCCGGCCACGCUCCCCGGCGCCAGUUCAGCGUGGAGAAGCUGCCCGAGGCCUUCAGCCCCCAGCCUCCCGGCCUUUACGGCAGCGCGAGCCGCGGCCCGCGGCACCUGAGCACCAACAGCAAAGCCGAGGUCACCGUGUGAAGCCCGGGGAGGGGCGUCGCCCGAGCCCUCUCGUGUCCGGCCCGGGGCAGGCCCCCGAGGAGCAGAGCCUGUUGGGGCUCCGCUGACCGCCUAAACUGGGCUGGUGGCCUUGGAGCCUGCGGGGCUGAGAAGGGGCUCACCGGGUGAGGCCCGAGGCUCUGUCCGUGGGGCCGGGGCCCGGUUCCGGUGUAAAUAAAGCCUCGAAUGUGGUUCCCGACCCUGAAAUAAAGGAGCCCCAGCUUGGCCUG